AUGCCAUCUACGAUACCCUUCUCGAAAGACCCGCAAGUGGCACACUGCGUCGUCGGGACUUCGUGGACGCUGCAAAGCAGUUCAACUGUCAUGCACGCACUGUUUCGCGCGUGUUGUAUCGAAGAGAUCGAAGAAAUCAUUCGACAAGUGCCGCACCACGACCGCCAAACCUUGCGCUCUUUGGCCAAAAAGUCGGGCAUCGCCAAGACAACAAUCGUGCGACACAUGAAGGAUAAUCCGCGUUUGAAGGCUCGCUCAAGUUACGUCAAGCCAUUUCUGACCCCGACGAACAUUGAAGCCCGCCUACGUUUUGCAAUGGGGUUCGUUCGACCCUUGCCAAAUGGAACCUUUUCUUUUAUCAGCAUGGACAAUUAUGUCCAUGUUGAUGAGAAAUGGUUCUAUUUGACAAAGGUGAAUCGAAGGUAUUACGUGUACGAUGAUGAAGAAGUGGCGGCGCGAACUGUCAAGUCGAAGCACUUCAUCACCAAGGUCAUGUUUUUGGCGGCAGUUGCCCGCCCACGUUUUGACCCUCACACGAGGCGCGUUUUUGAUGGCAAGAUUGGCGUGUGGCCGUUCGUGGAGGUCGUGGCGGCGAAGCGAAGAAGCGUCAAUCGCGACUAG
Aphanomyces astaci is the source of this 621-nucleotide messenger RNA. RefSeq lists its product as hypothetical. The record is from RefSeq and is a predicted model, not a curated record. The coding region runs from base 1 to 621 and encodes 206 amino acids. NCBI's taxonomy places the organism in Eukaryota, Oomycota, Saprolegniomycetes, Saprolegniales, Verrucalvaceae. Gene Ontology annotation, molecular function: nucleic acid binding. The transcript is spliced from 2 exons.